AUACACCGUUUUAUUCGGUUUAAAGCUCUCCCAUCGAACGGUCGUGCCUCUGUGCCUUGCUCUCCGGUCUGUCGCCCGUCCAUUGAUCGCUCGCCCCGUUCGCCGCCAGGUAUCGGACCCGACUCGAGUCGUUUCAUUCGGGCAACUCCAGUGUCGUACGCAAAGCGCACACGCAAAAAAGUCACCCUCCCCUUCCUCGGUCUGCCGACACGAUCAGCGUUUGUAGCUCUGCUCUGCUCAGCGCAGCCCGAACCGAGAGGAUCGCCUGUAUGCAUGUCUUAUAGAUAAGACAUCCAGCAACAAAUUAGAAGGAAGGAAGGAAGGAAGACUCACUGCCAUACCCCCAUCCACCAGCCCAAAAUAGCCACAGAAAUGGAGCGCUCGUCAGCUCUGUCCGCCCUGAUGGCCCUGCUCCUCUUUGUAGCAGCGGCAGCCACGCCGACACCUGCCGCCCACUGCCCCGAGGACUGCAUCUGCACGCAGUCCCAGCACACCCACAAGCCUCUGUACCAUCUCAAGUGCAACAGCACCAAGGGCCUUCUGCUGACCGAGGAGCCAAUCCACACGUCGAUACCAAUGCAUUCCAUCGACCUGUCCUACCUGGGAUUGACUCGCUUCGGCCACGUGCUGGACAAGCUGCCGGACCUCACGUCCGUCGAUCUGUCCCACAACGAACUUCACGAGCUCGGCCACCUGAGCAAGCGCAUCAAGAAGCUCAACCUGAAGCAUAACCGCCUGACCUCCGCCAAGCUGGUGAAGCUGCCACAACACCUGCAGGUCCUGAACCUGCAGCACAACGACAUCACUAACUUGCCCCUCGAAAUCACCCACCUGCAGCACCUGCAGCAGCUGGAGAUCGGCCACAAUGACAUCAACUGCUCGUGCAAGACCCUGGAGGUGCGAAACUGGCUGCAGGAGCGUCACGUGUACAUGGAGCAUCCCGUGGUCUGCAGCCACCCGGUGGAGGUCAAGGGAAAGUCCUGGUUGCAACUGAAGCAGUCGGAUAUCUGCCAGAAGGAGACCAGCGGAUGGUUCACCCCGGAGGCCGACGAGAACGAGCUGAUGAUGGGUGACCAGCCGGCGGCCGCCUCGGGGGAGCACGACGAGGAGGAGGAGGAGCUGGGCAAGGACUUCCUGCCCCUUGAUGGGAAGACUAAGACCCAGGUCAAGGCCAAGAAAGUGGCUCGUUCCCCACAGGAGCCGCUGCCCGGUGAUGAAGUUGAAGGCUCUGGCGAUCUGAGCGAGACCAACAUGGAACUCACCCUGCCCGAGGAGUCAGCCGUGGCAGUGCCUCUUGCCGACACCACCGCAGAGCCAAUUGUGGAGAAGAUUGUGAACGACGAGGAGGAAGAGGAAGAAGACAAUGAGGGCUCCGGCAGUGGUGGCGGAAUUCUCAUCAUGCCAGCCCUCGCCCAGAUCCCCAUCAGCUCGGACGACAUCGACGAUGAACAAGAGAAGGGCCAUGCCGACCAUAACGAUAACGAAAUCGACAACCAGCCCCUGGAGACGCCCAGUCCGGACAUCUUCAAGAACUCGGGCAUCGGCAUCUUCGAGGGGUCGGAGGGCGAGCAGCCAGUCCAGGAGGAAGUGAUUGUGCCAGUGGUGCAGACCAAGCUGGACACGUCGGACGUGGUCACUGACGGACCCAUCGACAGCAGCGAGGAGAAAGAGGACCUUCUGACUGCCAAAGUGAAGGACGACAGCAGCGCCAUCUACUAUCUGCUGGCCGUGAUCGGCCUGGUUGUGGUUGGCCUGAUCCUCUUUGUGGCCAUUAAGCGCUGCAAGUACGACAGCAAUGCGGCUGCCCGCGAUGCAGAGGCUCAGCGCCAGACGGAGCUCCUCGACAUGGACAAGAAGAACCUGGGCAAGCCCCUGACCAAGAACGGGCAUGGCCUCGAGCACUCGCCGCUCAUCGGCGAGAAGACCAAGCUGGACGAGGCGCAGAUAGUCAAUGGCUCGAAGAAGCCCUACGACAGCAGCGACGCCAAGGACGGAGCCAACCAACAGCCGCUCCUCAACGGCAACGGCUCGGCCAAUGGUGGCGCCAAGGAAGUGCCCAGCAUCAAUGAGCCUGCCGCGCACGAGUACUACCCCAUCACACCCCGCUACCCCACUCCCCAGUCACCGCGUGCCUCCAAAUACGCCCAGCAUCCGCAGGGCAGCAGCGGAUCCCCCGACGAGCAGAACAACAACGAGCCGGAUAGCGCCUACCUGCCCUCGUCACCCAAAUCGGGCCGCUACUCUCCCGUCUACUCGCCCGAAACGGGUCGCGUCAAGAUCAAGCUGACGGAGACGCCCAAGCCCAAGACGCCGAUGCUGGUGACACGCAGCAAGUCAAAUGCCGGCGACAUCAUCAGCACCCCUGUGCGAGCCGUCGUACCCACACAUCAGGUGCAGCUCACCGUCAACGGCAACGGAAACGGCAACGGUGUGGGACACUGAGGGUUUCGCCAGGAGCCAGAGCCAGCCAUCGACUCUCGACACAGCCCUACAACUAACCCGACAGUCCCAUUGAUGGGAACCACAGAUUUGUUUCGAGCUGGAGUGGCUGGAGUGGCACCGAUACUCGUACCGGGCUGCCACAUGCCAGUGGCACGGAGCGGUGCUUUCACCACCAACCAAUCUACACUUCAGAGAACGGCAACAGAAACAACAGAAAAACUAUUCGAUUUAAGGCCCCGCUCCCCUCUUAAAUGUAACCAGAAGAAGUAGUGCUAGCCAUAAGUAAAUUAAUUAAUUAAUUAAGCAUAAAUCUAGUUUAAUACCAAAGUUAAACGAUAUAUAUUUAAUGUAUGUAAAUUGCUACCUAAAAGCGAGAUCUACGGAAACAGAACAUCUUCGACACGAAACGUUUCGGCAUCAGCAUGUGAUGUACACGCCCCAUACUGUACUUUUAUAUCUACAAAACAAACCCCUAUACAAUUAUUGUAAAAUACUUAAGCUUCCUUCUCUUGUGAAAUUAUAAUGUGUUAAUUCAUUAAAUGUGA
This is a messenger RNA of Drosophila subobscura, 2987 nucleotides long. RefSeq names its product protein windpipe (gene wdp). Lineage: Eukaryota; Metazoa; Arthropoda; Insecta; Diptera; Drosophilidae. The transcript has 3 exons. Gene Ontology annotation, molecular function: protein binding. The coding region runs from base 373 to 2442 and encodes 689 amino acids. The record is from RefSeq and is a predicted model, not a curated record.